Molecule: messenger RNA, 456 nt
Organism: Blepharisma stoltei
Lineage: Eukaryota; Ciliophora; Heterotrichea; Heterotrichida; Blepharismidae
Source: the annotation of a GenBank genome assembly
AUGUCAUGAAGAUAUAAAAUUAGCGAAGGUCGAUGGUAUAAACUUGCCUCUAAUUAUGAUGCAUGAAGUGCAGGGCAGGUCGGUCCUUUAUUUAAGAAUUACGUAUUUUUAUGGAGCCUUGUCACAAAUAAAGUGUAUAUCUAUGAUAUUGAUAUAGACUCGUUUUCAAAUCUAUCAAUCCCAUCAAUAACGCAAUGUAAAUUAUUUAUUAUUGGUAGUGAAAAUAUUUAUGCAAUUAGCAAUGAAGAAUAUUUAUAUGAAAAUAACGGAGAUUUAAGUGACUGAAAAAUUCUUGGGAAAUUAUAUGUUAGAGGAUGCAGUUUUGAGAUGAAGAGUUCACCAAUUUAUUAUGAAGAAAAAGUUUAUUAUGCAAACUGAUCAGGCAUUUUCAGAUUUAAUUUAAAGAAAAAGAAGCUGAAAAAUGUUAUAUAUUUUAAUAAAUUAGCUGAAGAAUAA